This is a messenger RNA of Phycomyces blakesleeanus NRRL 1555(-), 1626 nucleotides long. RefSeq lists its product as hypothetical. The record is from RefSeq and is a predicted model, not a curated record. The transcript has 5 exons. The coding region runs from base 1 to 1626 and encodes 541 amino acids. Lineage: Eukaryota; Fungi; Mucoromycota; Mucoromycetes; Mucorales; Phycomycetaceae.
AUGGGGGAGUAUGAGAAACUUCUAAAAAGAAGACCUGCUAUGUUUGAUGACCCUUCUUCUUCUGCAAGCACUGCCACUGCCACUACCACUGCCACUACCAACCUGAACAGUAAUAAUGGACCUGCCCCAAUGGAAUUUAUUCUUGAAAACCCUCAGGACACAUAUGGCCAUGAAAUCUCUGACAAAGACGAAUAUAAUGACUAUGAUGAGACCACUGACGACGAAGACACAGACACCAGAGUAGAAUAUGAUAGCCAGGAUCAUAUUGCUAGAGUGGCAGCAGAAAUGAGAACCUUCCAAUCUCUUUCUCAUGCCAUGAAUGCCUACUCGAACGAAGACAGCAGCAGACAGACAUUGUACCGGCCCAAUGACUUUGCUGACAUUUUUACUGGACCCACCCAUCCAUUUAAAUCGAAAGUAGAGUUUAUCUUACAUGCUCUCUUCUAUGGCGAUGAAGAUCUUGCCUCAGAAAGAUCUAUCAAGAAGAUCAUGUUUGCCAUGAAGAUGGUCUUGGACGUCCAUGAAGAAUCUGGAGUAGCACUGGAUUUUCUGACACCAAAUGCUGUGAUUAACUAUCACAAGCAGAAAAAGAACCAGAUCCCUGUUUUUCCUACUGCCAGUUUUGAUGUUGUGAACCAAGACAAUGAACGACAUGUACUUUGGAUAAACAAACUGUCUGAUUACAUCAAGUUUACCAUGACAUGCCCCGGAAAAUCAUCUCAAAUCUCGGCCCUUCCUGACUUCACAGAAAACCAGCGAAAAGUGGAAGGAGAACCCAUUGCUCCAGCACCCAAUGAUCACUUCAAACGGAAUGGACUACUGGGCUCCCCAAACCAGUAUCUCCUUGAGAAGUUCUUCACCAAGGACGGAUCCAUACUUGCCAAUGCAUUCCAGGUUUAUGGUGGCCACAAUCCUCAGCUGAACCAUCCUGAUGAUACUCACUUCCUGCGGUUUGGAAACUCUACGAACUUUGCUGUCUCUACCCUGAAGUAUACCAUUGAAGUUGAUAGGAUUAUGUCUACUGUUCAAAAAGACAGUGAUCUUUUCCUCAGAGCUGGUUUCUCUGUUUCUUAUUGCCCUGCCAAAAUUGUCACCUAUGCUCUUACUGGUGUUCAAUCUGACUUGUGUCUCAACAAAUCCCAUGUUGAAGAAUUCAAGAGAAGACUUCCAGGCUCUGGUUUGAUGAAAGUGGUUGUCUGCCCACUUAAUCUUUAUUCCAAAAAUACCUCCAGUAAUUCAACAAAGCAGUACAACAAGUAUGAAAGUUACUUAAUGUACUUUGCUGCAUUGCCACUUGAGACGAGAAACAAACAAGAAAAUACUCUUUUCAUUUGUACCUCGAAUCAUACACUGAAUGCCGUUGAGAUGUUGCCCCCUAUUGUCGAUGACCUCGUUAGGCUGGAGAAAGGUAUUGAGAUGUAUUCUGAGGAUCAUGGUGAAGUAGUUCUUGUUGUUGUGCCCCUGUUGCUCUUUAUGGGUGACAACCCUUGUCAAUCUCAGCUUGCCAUGCAUAAGGGAACAUCUGCCAAGAAGUUUUGCCAAAAAUGUCUCAUACCUUCGCCUUGUAUUGAACAGGGUUCCAUCCCUGAUGCUCUGCCGUAUUCUCCAGUUGACCACCAUGGGUAA